Ipomoea triloba (trilobed morning glory) is the source of this 4118-nucleotide messenger RNA. Its product is annotated as C2 and GRAM domain-containing protein At1g03370-like. The transcript has 10 exons. Lineage: Eukaryota; Viridiplantae; Streptophyta; Magnoliopsida; Solanales; Convolvulaceae. Bases 299 to 3490 code for a protein of 1063 amino acids. The record is from RefSeq and is a predicted model, not a curated record.
UUUAAAAUCUUCGAAUCUCCCACAGGAUUUUGAUAUCUGUUCCUCUUUUCGGAAUUUUGAUCAUUUCCCUUUUCGGCUUCUAUUCAAUUUGGUUUCCUUCCAUUCUCUUGGCAUUUCCUCCUCCCCAUUGCAAUCUAUAUCUAUCAUCGUUAUUUAAUUGUUCUUGUUUCCUUUUCUUUGAUUUGCGCAUCGCAUUUUCCCAUGAUAGAGUGUACCAUUUACGGAUUUCUCUCCUUGGAGUUUGAUCUUUUCAUCAAUGUGUUACCUUUGUUGAAGAGUUUGUUGCGCAUAUAUUGGGAUGAUGAUGAAUAUGAAGCUCUUAGUGCGAGUGAUUGAGGCACGUAAUAUACCUGGAAAUGACCCAAAUGGGCUGAGUGAUCCCUAUGUAAAAUUGCAGUUGGGGAGGCAGAAGUUCAGGACUAAGGUGGUAAAGAAGUGCUUGAAUCCAUCAUGGUGUGAAGAAUUCACCUUUCGGAUUGAUGAGUUUAAGGAAGAGCUUGUUAUAACUGUUCUGGGAGAGGAUAAGUACUUCAAUGAUGAUUUUGUUGGCCAAGUUAAGUUCAACCUUUCUAAGGUUUUCGAAACCGAAGGCAAAUCCCUUGGCACUGCUUGGUACACUUUGCAGCCCAAGCAGAAGAAGUCUAAGAAUAGGGACUGUGGUCAAAUUCUCCUCACUAUUUGUUUCCCUCGAAACAAUUUGUUGGUGGACACACAAACUGGUGGUGAUCUUGCUCCGUUGACAAAGAAAUAUACUGAUGCGGGAAGUGAAUCUAUUUCAAGGGCUUUGCCUUUAAACUUUCCAUUACCAGGAGGGAGUUUAGAAGAAGCAAGCUCAUUUAAAGAUGAAAAAUCAAAUCCACAAACCUUGGUUGGCCGACUUUAUCAAAUUUUCAAUAAAAAUGGUGAUGGAGUACCCAUGCCUUCUGUUAAAGUUUCAGAUAUGCCAGAUAUAUCUGGAAGUGUUGGUACUUUGGAUAAUGAGGAUACACAAGAGGAGCAGUUGUCAUCAGUAAGUUUUGAAGAAAUGAUGAAAAACAUGGAGAUGAGAGAAAAUGAGAGUGAAAUUCCAAGUAAUUUACCAGGAGUAGUUGUGGACCAAAUUUUUGCAACAGCACCACAUGAACUGAACUCAUUGCUCUUUUCGCCUGACUCAAACUUUCUUAAAUCAUUAACAAAUAUGCAAGGAUCCACGGAAUUGAAUGUAGGUCCUUGGAAGUUCGAGAAUGGCAGUGAGAAUUUGAAAAGAGUAGUUUGUUUUAUUAAGGCCCCAAGUAAAUUGGUCAAGGCUUUGAAAGCAAGUGAGGAGCAAACUUAUAUGAAAGCUGAUGGGAAGACAUAUGCAAUAUCAUGCACUGUGAGCACCCCAGAUGCUCCUUAUGGGAGCACAUUUAGGACAGAAGUGCUUUACUGCAUCACUUCUGGUCCUGAACUGCCUUCAGGAGAAGAGUCUUCAAGAUUGGUAGUUUCUUGGAGGAUGAAUUUCUUGCAAAGUACGAUGAUGAAAAGUUUGAUUGAAAAUGGUGCAAGACAAGGUAUAAAAGAGAAUUUUGAGCAAUUCUCAAGUUUAUUAUCUCAGAACGUGAAGCCAGUUGAUGCAAAGAACAUCGGUUCUGAGAAGGAGCAGCUUUUGGCAUCUCUUCAAGUGGAGCCCCAGUCAGACAGGAAACUGGCUAUUCAGUAUUUUGCUAAUUUUACUGUAAUUUCAACAUUUCUCGUAGGGUCAUAUGUGCUUUUGCACAUCUUGCUAGCUACACCUAGCACAAUACAGGGACUAGAGUUUGUUGGGCUUGACUUGCCAGAUUCUAUUGGUGAGUUGAUUGUUUGUGGUGUACUAGUACUGCAGGGUAAGCGUGUACUGGAACUGGUGUCACGCUUUAUGCAGGCAAGAGUACAAAGAGCCAAAGGUGGUGACCAUGGAGUCAAAGCACUAGGAAAUGGUUGGCUGUUGACUGUUGCAUUGCUUGAAGGAAGUGAUUUGGUGGCAGUUGACUCAGGCGGGUUUUCUAAUCCAUAUGUGGUUUUUACUUGCAAUGGUAGAACUAGAGCCAGCUCAAUUAAGUUCCGAAGUUCAUCUCCGAAGUGGAAUGAAAUAUUUGAGUUUGAUGCAAUGGAGGAGCCACCAUCUUUGCUGAAUGUUGAAGUUUUUUAUUUUGACGGACCCUUUCAUGAAGCUACGUCUAUUGGACAUGCUGAAAUCAAUUUUAUAAAAACUAAAAUAUCAGAUUUGUCUGAAAUUUGGAUUACCCUUCAAGGGAAGUUAGCUCUAGCCUGCCAGUCUAAGUUGCACUUAAGAAUAUUCUUGAAUAAUACAAAGGGUAGCAACGCUGCCAAAGACUAUUUGUCUAAGAUGGAGAAGGAAAUUGGAAAGAAGAUAAAAUUACGGUCUCCACAGACAAAUUCAGCAUUCCAAAAACUUUUUCGUCUUCCACCAGAGGAGUUUCUUAUCAACGACUUCUCUUGUCAACUGAAGCGCAAAAUGCCCCUUCAGGGCCGUCUAUUUUUAUCUGUAAGAAUAAUGGGAUUUCAUGCAGAUCUGUUUGGACAUAGGACAAAUUUUUUCUUUCUUUGGGAAGAUAUAGAAGACAUUAAAGUCAUUCCCAAGACUUUGGCAUCAAUUGGCAGUCCAAUUGUCAUUGUAACUCUAAAGUCGGGCAAAGGGUUUGAUGCAAAACAUAGUGCAAAGACUCAUGAUGAAGAGGGCAGGCUAAAAUUCCAUUUUCAAUCCUUUGUAUCUUUCAAUGUCGCAAUCAGGAUGAUGAUGGCACUAUGGAAGGCAAGAGCUUUGAGCCCAGAGCAGAAGGCACGGAUAGUUGAAGAAGAAUCCAAGGCUAAAAGCCUCCAGAUACCUGACGAGGAUUCUAUAGACAAAAACUUAGUGGUAGAUGAAGAAAUUGAAGUAAAAUACCUCCAAAGUGAAGAGAUUGAUUUAACCACCGGAGAUGACGAUCCCAAUAUGUCUAUUGCUUAUUCCUCUGUACUUUCUGUUCCUACAGAUUUUUUCAUGGAGUUAUUUAGCGGGAGUGAACUUGACCGAAGAGUUAUGGAGAGGGCUGGCUGUCUUAAUUAUUCUUGCAGCCCUUGGGAAUCCGAGAAUCCUGAAGUGUAUCAAAGACAGCUUUAUUACAAAUUUGAGAAAUGCAUAUCACGCUAUAGAGCUGAGGUGACUAGCACGCAGCAGAAAUCUCUCCUUCCUGAUAAAAAUGGUUGGCUCAUCGAAGAGGUCUUGACACUUCAUGGGGUUCCAUUUGGUGACUACUUCAAUCUUAAUGUGAGGUAUCAGGUUGAGGAUGUGCCAUCAAGAGCCACGGGAUGCAAUGUUCAGGUAUACUCUGGAGUGCAAUGGUCAAAAUAUUCUAAACACCAGAAAAGGAUCACCAAGAACAUUACUUCCAAUCUACGAGAGCGGUUGUUGGUCAUGUUUAGUGCACUCGAGAAGGAAUAUCUCUCGGAACAGCAACUGGAUAGAGCAAGCUGCCAGCAGGGUUCCUAAGCAACUGAAUCCCCCACUGCACGCUUCAUUCCCAUGACUUCUGCUCUGGAACAGAUCUUCACAGUGACGUGCCUGGUAAGGUAUAUAUUAAACAUCAUCGCGAUGUCUGGAUUUUGGUCAGGUUCCAGAUGUAAUUCACAGCUUCUGCUAAUGGGAGACUAAGAGACUUUUGAUUUUGGUUUUUGGAUAUGGCAGUUUACAUUUUGGGUACUCCGGCAUUUGGUGGUCGCAUUUGACACCAACCAAUCUAGAGUCGAGUCGAGUUCAGUUAUGCUCCUUACUAAGGAGCUCUCCUAAAGCCUGUUGCAGGAUAUAGUAACUGAUCCAUAGUCUUUUGGUACAUUUGAGAAGAUACAUACUCAGGUAGAAUGUCUGUAAAGGGGUUUUACCUUAGAAUCCUAGCUGAUAUAGCAUAGUUACUUGCAGAUCUACAACCAUUUUUCUUUUAAUAGCAAAGCUAUGACCACCAAAACUACUAGAGUGGUGUAAUUCUGUUGUUAUAUUGCUAGUGACUAUCAUCACUAGCUCUAGAGUUGAGCAUUUUGCAAACCACAUUCUCUUAUUUGUUAGUUGUAUGUGAAAUUGGGAUAUUUGUUGCAUAAGUUAUAUCUCAUGUAUAGAUUCAGCC